This is a messenger RNA of Stylophora pistillata, 1193 nucleotides long. RefSeq lists its product as uncharacterized. Lineage: Eukaryota; Metazoa; Cnidaria; Anthozoa; Scleractinia; Pocilloporidae. The record is from RefSeq and is a predicted model, not a curated record.
GGUGGAUUGGCCUCUCCUUUUUCUUCUUCUUCGUCGUUCUCGAAAAAGAGAUCAAACAAAGCAGAAAAGACGUACCGUUUUUUUAAAGAUUCGACGACUGGAAGGCGUAUCACGCACACUGAGUAUCGGCCAAGAAGCAGAUCUGGAAGCACGCAAGAGCCGGAAGAUGAAGAAAUUCAUGAUUUUGACAUCACUGCCGAGAACGUUCUAGAUGAUGAUAUGCUGUCUUGUUUGGAAGAACAAGAAUUCCCAUCUAUAACACCCUCAGCUGCCACAAGUAUGUGCCUCUAUCAUGCCUUAAUUAUCAAUUUAUUGUAUUUUAAAAAUAAUCAGGACCAUGAGAAUAAGUUUAAAAAAAGUUAGCCAAGUAGAAGAUGUGGCAGGCACAGUUUAGUGUUGUUUUCCUUUAUUACAAUGUGGGUGACUUAGCCUGUGCCUUGGAAGCAGCAAACAGUCUUUUGGAGGAGUGGUGUGCGAACAAGGCACCAUCAAAUCAAAAUUGGGAGCAGCGGAUAUCAAAUCUGAAUGAAAGCUGGGCAGGUGUUCGGCAAAAUUUAUUUAAUUCUGUUCUCUCCACUUUUGGAAUUCAUCCAGAAAGGAGCAUGUGCAGCAAAUGCUUGAAGAAUCCAGCUGUUAUUCGCUGCUACAAUUGUCACAUGCACAGACAAUUAUGUGGUGUUUGUGAUCAAUCUGUUCAUGAAAUACUACCAUUUCAUGAUCGCAGUGCAUUUAAAAGUGGAUUUCUUAAGCCAAUUCCACCCACUGUUUCAGUGGAUCAUAAUGGAGAGUGGGUCUCUGUAGAUAGUUACCUUCCAUUUUCAGAAAUGUGUUUAACAUGUCCUUUUUGUAACAUCUGCAACAUGCAGAGAGUUAGCAAACAUAACAGUUGUGUAGUAGUUAAUCUACAGGCUUGGGUUUUGGCCAGGAAGUGUGAGCAGCCUGACGUACGCGUUCGAUCCCAGGCUGUUCCUACACUGGGAUCUUUUCCAGAAAGAAAGUCCAGGUUCAUCAGAGAGGUUGGAACAAUAAACAGCAAAACAUUUGGCAUUGCUUUCAAAGAAUGGAAGUUUUGUCAAUAUGAGCUUGAUGUUUUACGUAAAAUGGAUUGGAUGGAGUGUCCUUCAUGCAAAGAUAGUCAACAUUCUGUGCAUGUUGAUGGAAAUAUGAAGUUGUACAGGUUUAAAUCUGCUUAA